This is a messenger RNA of Drosophila novamexicana, 1074 nucleotides long. RefSeq names its product trypsin-1. Gene Ontology annotation, biological process: proteolysis. Bases 403 to 1074 code for a protein of 223 amino acids. Gene Ontology annotation, molecular function: serine-type endopeptidase activity. NCBI's taxonomy places the organism in Eukaryota, Metazoa, Arthropoda, Insecta, Diptera, Drosophilidae. The transcript is spliced from 4 exons. The record is from RefSeq and is a predicted model, not a curated record.
AUUAAAAACAGUAAAUUAAAUGAAUGCUGACAGAGGAGAGUUUAUUGAAAAUUGCUGAUGGAUGCAAAAUUGUGUUACUCAAAUAAAUCACGCAAAUUGAAAAUUCUACAAGGGUAGUAUGGUCGACGUCUAAAACUACUGCAUCCCACGCUGCAGUCGCGAAUGCUUUUUUAUGAUCCCUCGCUGAAGUCUAUGGGUGUUGGUUAACUUCGCUGCUUAAACCCGCUUGCGCGCUGGCUUGGUGAAGAGUCGCUGACCGAAGAGCUCCAGGGGCUUCGGUGUAUCAAAUGGCUUUUUAUUGGGCCUGUGCCGCUGACGUAAAUUCAUGUAGAUUGUGGAUUUUCGAAUGAAGAAAAUCGCAUUGUCGGUGGAAAACCAACAGGAGUAAACCAAUUCCCAUGGAUGGCUCGAAUCAUUUAUGAUGGCAAAUUUCACUGCGGAGGAUCUUUGUUAACAAAAGACUACGUCAUUUCAGCAGCUCAUUGUAUAAAAAAAUUAAGAAGAUCCAAAAUCAGAAUAAUAUUUGGCGAUCAUGACCAACAAAUAACAUCUGAGUCUCAAGCAAUCCAACGUGCGGUAACUGCUGUCAUAAGGCAUAAAAACUUUGAUUCAGAUACCUAUAACAACGAUAUUGCAUUGUUGAGACUAAGAAAACCUAUAAUAUUUUCGAAAAUAAUUAAGCCAGUUUGUCUUCCUCGAUAUAACUAUGAUCCAGCAGGACGUAUAGGAACUGUCGUUGGUUGGGGCCGUACAUCCGAAGGAGGAGAACUACCUUCAAUCGUUAAUCAAGUAAAAGUCCCAAUAAUGUCUCUUGCAGAAUGCCGAACUCAAAAAUAUAAAAGCUCACGAAUAACGUCAACUAUGUUAUGUGCUGGAAGGCCUCAUAUGGACUCUUGUCAAGGGGAUAGUGGCGGACCUCUUUUAUUAUCGAAUGGUGUAAAAUAUUUUAUAGUAGGUAUUGUAUCGUGGGGUGUUGGAUGCGGACGAGAAGGUUAUCCCGGCGUUUACACACGUAUAAGUAAAUUUAUUCCUUGGAUUAAAUCUAAUUUAGAAAAUACUUGCUUGUGUUCUUAG